This is a messenger RNA of Suncus etruscus (white-toothed pygmy shrew), 2951 nucleotides long. It is a transcript of the gene KIFAP3, whose product is annotated as kinesin associated protein 3. Bases 199 to 2517 code for a protein of 772 amino acids. Gene Ontology annotation, molecular function: kinesin binding. The record is from RefSeq and is a predicted model, not a curated record. The transcript is spliced from 21 exons. Gene Ontology annotation, biological process: cilium organization; microtubule-based movement. NCBI's taxonomy places the organism in Eukaryota, Metazoa, Chordata, Mammalia, Eulipotyphla, Soricidae. Gene Ontology annotation, cellular component: ciliary transition zone; axoneme; kinesin II complex.
CGUACAAGCUCCGGGCUGGUCGAGGCGCACCGGCGUCGGGGUAGCAGGAGCUGGGGGAGGAGCCGCGGCUCACCGUGGUAACCGCAGCGCCGCGCCCCGCCUUUGCAGGCCUCGGGACUGUCAUCGCCUUGGGGCGUGGGGAGGGCCCCCGAAAUAACCCCGCGGGCCUCUCCCAGCUCCCCCCCCGCCGCCGCCACCAUGCAAGGGGACGACGCCCGGUACCUCAAAAGGAAGGUGAAGGGAGGAAAUAUUGAUGUCCAUCCAUCAGAGAAAGCACUCAUUGUUCAGUAUGAAGUGGAAGCCACCAUUCUCGGAGAAACCGGGGACCCUAUGCUUGGCGAACGGAAAGAAUGUCAGAAAAUCAUCCGUCUGAAAAGUCUCAAUGCCAACACAGAUAUCUCUUCUUUAGCACGGAAGGUGGUUGAGGAGUGUAAACUUAUCCACCCCUCAAAGCUCCAUGAGGUGGAGCAGCUGUUGUACUAUCUGCAGAACCGCCGGGAUUCACUGUCAGGAAAAGAGAAAAAAGAAAAAUCGAGCAAGCCUAAAGACCCACCUCCUUUUGAAGGAAUGGAGAUUGAUGAAGUUGCCAACAUUAACGACAUGGAUGAGUACAUAGAGUUACUGUACGAGGACAUUCCUGAUAAGGUCCGAGGCUCUGCUCUCAUCCUACAACUGGCUCGAAAUCCUGAUAACCUGGAGGAACUACUGCUGAAUGAAACUGCCCUAGGUGCGUUAGCCAGAGUCCUGAGAGAAGACUGGAAGCAAAGUGUUGAAUUAGCAACGAACAUCAUCUACAUCUUCUUCUGCUUUUCCAGUUUUUCCCAGUUCCAUGGCCUCAUCACUCACUAUAAAAUUGGAGCUCUGUGUAUGAAUAUCAUCGAUCAUGAGUUAAAAAGGCAUGAGCUUUGGCAGGAAGAACUUUUGAAGAAGAAGAAAGCUGUUGAUGAAGAUCCUGACAGCCAGCCCUUGAGAAAGGAUUAUGAAAAGACAUUUAAAAAGUACCAGGGGCUUGUAGUGAAACAGGAGCAACUUUUACGAGUUGCUCUUUAUUUGCUUCUGAACCUUGCUGAAGACACUCGCACAGAAUUGAAGAUGAGAAAUAAGAACAUAGUCCAUAUGUUGGUGAAAGCCCUGGAUAGAGAAAACUUUGAGCUGCUUAUUCUAGUUGUCUCAUUCUUGAAGAAACUCAGUAUCUUUAUGGAGAACAAGAAUGACAUGGUGGAAAUGGACAUUGUUGACAAACUGGUCAAGAUGAUCCCAUGUGAGCAUGAAGAUCUGCUGAAUAUCACCCUCCGGCUCCUGCUCAACCUGUCCUUUGACACAGGGCUGAGGAACAAGAUGGUACAAGUUGGGCUACUCCCCAAACUCACUGCCCUCCUAGGCAAUGAGAAUUACAAACAAAUAGCCAUGUGCGUUCUUUAUCACAUAAGCAUGGAUGACCGCUUCAAAUCAAUGUUUGCCUACACAGACUGCAUACCCCAGUUAAUGAAGAUGCUUUUUGAAUGUUCGGAUGAACGAAUUGACUUGGAACUCAUUUCUUUCUGCAUUAAUCUUGCUGCUAACAAAAGGAAUGUACAGCUUAUCUGCGAAGGAAAUGGGCUGAAGAUGCUCAUGAAGAGAGCCCUCAAGUUCAAGGAUCCAUUGCUGAUGAAAAUGAUCAGGAAUGUUUCCCAGCAUGAUGGACCCACUAAAAAUUUAUUUAUUGAUUAUGUUGGGGACCUGGCCGCCCAGAUCUCAAAUGAUGAAGAGGAGGAGUUUGUGAUAGAAUGUUUGGGAACCUUGGCAAACCUCACCAUUCCAGACUUGGACUGGGAGUUGGUCCUUAAGGAGUAUAAGCUGGUCCCAUACCUCAAGGAUAAACUGAAGCCAGGAGGUGCUGAGGAUGACCUGGUGUUGGAAGUGGUUAUAAUGAUUGGAACUGUGUCUAUGGAUGACUCGUGUGCUGCGCUGCUGGCAAAAUCGGGCAUCAUACCCGCGCUCAUCGAGCUGCUCAAUGCUCAACAAGAAGAUGAUGAGUUUGUGUGUCAGAUAAUCUAUGUCUUCUACCAGAUGGUUUUCCAUCAGGCCACGAGAGAUGUCAUCAUCAAGGAGACGCAGGCCCCCGCAUAUCUCAUAGAUCUGAUGCAUGAUAAAAACAAUGAGAUCCGGAAGGUCUGUGACAAUACAUUAGACAUCAUAGCGGAGUACGAUGAGGAGUGGGCCAGGAAGAUACAGAGCGAGAAGUUUCGCUGGCACAACUCCCAGUGGUUGGAGAUGGUGGAGUCCCGCCAGGUGGAUGAGAGCGAACAGUAUCUGUAUGGGGAUGACCGCAUUGAGCCGUACAUCCACGAGGGCGAUCUUCUCGAAAGACCCGACCUGUUUUACAGCUCAGAUGGACUGAUCGCCUCAGAAGGAGCCAUCAGCCCAGAUUUCUUCAACAACUAUCACCUUCAGAACGGGGAUGGCAUCAGCCAGCACUCCUUUCCUGGCAGCACUUUCCAUCCAAGGAUGCCAAAGAGCUUUGCCGCUAUGCACUAACUAGCCUGGCCGGCCCCAGCCUCGGAGUGGACGGCUUUAGCUCUCCAGUUGGCAUCCUCGGUCGCCCCGCCACUGCCUAUGGAUUUCGCCCCGAUGAGCCCUACUACUACGGUUUUGGGUCUCGGUAAUGCCCCCUCCUUGGGCAUGCCCACUCACCUGUGAGAACUCGGCUGCUCUAAGCCUCCCAAUGCAUGUAUCUUUCCGUCUGUCCUCCACCCCACCUUGGGUCUGUGUCUUCCUUCCCACGGUGUGAACUGCAGGUGAGCUUCCGCCUCUCCUCCCUCUACAAGUCAAAAGGCUUGACAUGCCCCGCCAUUCCCCCCAACUCCCGCGACCCCCCCCCCCCACAUUCACUGGAAAACUACUCUACAUUAUGUCUGUGACAUGACUUGUUAAAUUGCAAUUAAUGAGAAGCAAAAAACGUGACUAGAUGA